GGCGGACGGGUGCAUCGGGUCUAAAUGCGUUUCGCGUGUGACAAAAUUGAUGGAUGGCUCGAUUCGUCGCGGAACUCUCGCUGUUAGCUCGCGUACACCGUAUCGAUCGGCUGUGCACUGUGGCCGGCCGGUAGCCGGCUCUACGGUCAAGUAAAACGUUCGCAAACAGUAAUUAUAGGCAUUAUUCUAAACCGGUAGACGGCGAGAAUGUUACGAGACGAGUCGGUCGAGAGUUCCUUAGGAAGAUUGGAACGAUACCAGUGAUCACUUCGAUGGAAUUGGGUCAGUGACUUGCGAGCGUCUGCUCGAAUUCAUGGAAGCGCAUGCGUGCGAUGCAAAUUUCACGCGGCACAUCAUUGCAACGCCGGUAUUUCAACAAUUAUAAAUGCCAUAAUUCAUCAUACACGAGUACAACAGAAAGUCAAGUGUCGUUUGGUACGACGAAACGAAGAAUAGAACUCUAGGUAUGCGAUUCAACGCCGGAUAAGGACGAUUCGAUGCGUUUGCACUGUCGUACUUCGACGUAAACAACGUGAUUGAUUUCUCGUUGGCGCCAGUCGCUCAAGUUAAUAACUCUGGGAAAAACGCUUCACGAUUCAAUGAUUAAAAACUCUUCUUCCACGUAACAACAAGGAACUACGGUCUGAUGCAAUGCGAAACGCGAACCAGUCAAAAUUGCGAAACAUGAUUGUCGAUAUUUCCUGUCGACAAUUAGCAAUAAUGGAUUCCCGUCGUCGGUAUCUCGAUCGAUCGUAUUUCUGGAGAUCCUUGCGAGUGUCCUUGCUAGGAAUUCCAGAGUUUCACGCGCGUUUCAGGGCGAAAAAAAUGAAUGAGAGGCGGGAAGAGCGACUGUCUUCUCGCGUCCCUUUUCCUUCUUCUUCUCGAACCCUCUUCUCCAAACUGUGCCCUCUUCUUCUUUGGCACUCUUCUUUCCUUCUCUGAGCGCGGCUCGCAGGAAACCAGUCGCGAUUUUUCACGCGGUGGGAACUAGAAGCCGCUCCCUACUAUAAAUAGCUUUCGAGUUCGCUCUCGAGUUCUGCUCUCUCGGCCUCCAACGGCGAUGGGAGCAGUUAAAAGGGGGUAGCCGUGCAUGGGCGUCGACGCCGUUAUUUUUUUUAUCACGUCCUUCCACGUCGUUUCGAUGGGCGACUCGGAUCGAGCGAUCAAACAAAUUUCAUUCGUUUUCCCUCCUGCGCGCACCAUCGAACGUGUUCAAUUAUCGUUCCAUUCCUUCCACCCUCGAUGCGUAUACACGAUCAGUUCAAUUGGUAUUACAACGAUAUCAUAUCAGAUCUGUUUGCCUACAUGUACUCGAUUGUCACGCAUCUUUAAACAGAAGCGAGAGAAUGGCUGAUGAUAAAAUCUGAUCGGCGCCCAUGUAAGUCAUGUCUUUGUACGCGCGACAAAGAGGCGGAGGAGAACAGCGUUGGAAUUUUUAUGGGAGAAAAAAAGGAAAGCUCGCUUGGUGUGUCCAAUCGCGCGGUCGAAUAGGACAGCCGAGAAUGAAACUGGGAAAUUAUAUAAUUCUCAGCCCACCCUUUGAAGGAAAAGGAGAUCGUGAGAGGAAACGCAGGACGAGAAAUAAUCGACUCUCGUUCUCGCUCUGUUACAAGAGUCGUUAUUCAACACGGAAGAUCAACGGAUCGAUUAAAAGUACGAGUCGAAUCUUCGUCGCCGACUCCUCUGAGCUGUUCUGUGUUCUACGUGCUAAUUACACGAUCAGGAUUCAAUAGCUUGGCGAGAUUCACUAUCGACAGCUCAAUAUGCCGCCGCCCACGCUCGAGCAACAAACAGAUUCGAUCGACAGAUGAAACGGCGAUCUUUAAAAUGUACAUUUAAUUGCUUGACGCUUAUGAUUUGUAAAGUAGGAGUUUCGAGGCUCGCGAUAAGAUUAUCUUAUCAUCGGGCAGACCGAUGUGUCGUGUUCCAACCGGAACAGAAUAAAUUAAGUGACUUUGUUUCGUCUGAUCGUUCCAUUAGAAAAUAUCUAGUCGAUCUUAGAAAUUUUCUUAUCGAGAAUGCUCGACGCCGGUGAUCCGUUGAGUCGAGAUCUCUUUGGACGGGUGUCCCGCACGCACAUUGUCGAACAUAAUUUUUACAUUACCGAAACCAAUUGCCCCUUCUCGGAAAUGGAUGCCAACAAUACGUUGUCUUAAUUGGAUAAACGUGUCGCAUACAGUAAGUAAGAAGUUCGUCACCUUGAGGCGGAAUCUCGAGAGCCGAACGGCUUUCUCCGAAAGCAAAGAGAUCCGCUGCAAUCUCAAUUAGGUUCUCCUCGAAAUAACCGAAGAACCGAGUAAAAUGACCAAGUUCAGAGGUAUUUUCAGAGUAAUUUCAAGAAUUUCCAAAUGCGCUCACCAAGGGACUCGUCGAUCGAAUUCGAGUCUACCUCUUUGAAUGCAGAAUCCAACGAACGAGGAAGGGGUGAAAGACAAAAUGCAAGGAGAUGAAAAUCGGUCGGGCACGUGAUGUUUAUCGAAACGAUUGGUACUGGACAGGAAGUGCACCUGCAUCUCGGCGUCUCCCUUUCACGCAUCGGCAUCGGAUUCCCGGCACUUACCGCGAAACGCGCGUAUGCUAUUUAUAGAUGACGCAAGGCUGAUUAUUUCUUUCACGGAUACUCGCGUACCGAGCUGCGCUAUGAUCGUAGAACGGUAGAACCGUCGACCGACGUGAUCGGAAUGGAAAAAACGCCGCCGCGACCAACGUUGGUAAUUGUGCGUUUGGCUACGAAAAGUAAACUGUCCCUUCGAUACAGUCACGAUUCAAGAUAAGUCUAGGUCCGGAGCCUGAGAAAAGGAACGAAGUAACACGAAAUGCUGAUUCUCUACGUUAAUAACUGCAUCGCUGAACAACGACGGAGCAGCCUUAAAAUGCACCGUCUGCACUCACGUUUCACCGGUGCUCGUCAACGUUUUUCAGCAACGAGAACCUGUUGCAAAUUACGUCUCCCGACCGCCCCCCUUUUGUACUCAUUCCUCGGGGAGGUGGAACGGGGUUUUAUCAAGGUUUGCUAGGAAUCGUAAUUUACAAGAUCUCCUUGUCCUUCUUACGGGCCGGAUAAUGCGAUUCCUUGCACUUUCCGUCGACUCGCUUUCAUCGGUGUAUCUCUGUUUCCGAACAGGUCCCUCCUCGUCGUAAGAACACGAAAUAUAGAAGACUGACAUGAUCCGUAAAUCGCGAAGGCGUGCACAAACAUGUUCUUGAGCGGUCGUAACUGUUCGUAAGGGUCCGUUCCAGGAGGACCUAAGGGACUCGUCUCAGGGAUUGUGCGACCGCAUUCUCCAGAGGUCCUAAACCCUCUUCGUGAACGUGCGCACCGGGCCCAGCUUCAGUACGCGACAUCGUAUCAUCGCAGACGCAAACCUUUCACCUUGUCGUCGUUCAAACAAAAAUUCGAUGUGACAGAAGAUCAGUCUGGGGCUCGAGAAGGCUGCCAAGCGGCUUCCUCCCCGGCUCAGCCACUCUGUCGAAACGAAUUUGGUACGCGUUGCUCGGCUCGACGAGGGAGCAACAGGUUUGCCAUUGACCCAUUGGGACGAAUGGCCCGCGAUCGAGACAGAGAAUCAGACGCUUUAAGAAUCUUUAAGGUCAAAGUCGAGCAUGUUCGGGACGAUCUCCGAUCGACGACGAAUCAAUUGAAAAUCAAACGUGCAAGUGACGUUGAACAAUAGGAAUGCUGAAUUGUUUCAGACAACGAGGAAUACUCCGCUCGAAGCAUUGGCGAGCGAAGAUUUUUCUAAUUUUAAACUCCAGUCCAGGCGAUAGGAUUAACGAAGACGUUAGAAUUUGGUUCGACCGUUCUGAAGGGUGACCGAUGCUUGGUAGAGCGUGAAGGGUAAAAGGAGGGUGGGCUGGCCGACUCGAUGAUGGUUGCGGCGCCACUGCCACCUCCGAGGAAGGGUCAUACACUCGAGCUCCUUGCGUUUAGCCGGCCAAAGCACCGACAGUCGUCGUCCGUCCUUAGUGCGCGCAGGAUCGUUUCACGCUUUCCUCCUCACCAAGGUCGAAGUAAAGGGAUCCGGCACUGUCGACCGUCAGCUAAGGAGCAGGCUACCUGUUCUUCUAAUCAACUCACAAAGACUGUUCGCACAAGAUAAUAUUAGAGAGUGACAUACGCGAUUCGCUGAUCGUUUUUAUUCACAUAUAAGUUGAAAAACUUUUAACCGACUUAAGGAAUUGAAAAUAAAGAGAGAGAGAGAGAGCUCUUGUAUUUUGUAAGAAAGAGAACAGAACCUUCGUAAGAGUGAAAACCUUGUCAAGGUUGAAAUUCAUUCGAGGAUCCCUUCGCGGCAGGAAGAAAUAAUCCCCGCCGAGACGGAUUCGUCGACAGAGAGAUAUCGCUUGAGGAGCGCAUCCCCGAACAAAGGCAGGACCACGGGGAUUCGAAGACGCAGAAGGAUUAGAAAUGGCGUACGACGAUGUCAUUCUGCGGAUGGGAGAGUUCGGCCGUUACCAACGGAGGAUCUACUUCCUGCUGUGUCUCCCUGCGAUAUCCUGCGCCUUUCACAAAAUCGCCGGCGUCUUUCUAAGCGCCGAAAUGGAUGCCAGGUGUCUCUUACCGGACGAGGACCCGGAGAACGCCACGUUCUAUUUGCCGCCGCACGUGAUGAACGCGAGCUUCCCGUGGGAUCACGGCCAGGAGAAAUUAUCGCUCUGCCAUAGGUGGAACGUGCCCAUCAACGAUACGAUGAACAGACACGUAGAUACGUCGCAAGCGUUCACUGUAGACGCUCAAAGACUCGUGCCGUGCGAGACGUACGUUUACGACAGGAGCAAAUACAAGAGCACCACCAUCUCUGAGUGGAACCUAGUUUGCGACAAGGCAUGGUUGAAAGCAACGGGGGACUCGUUGUUCAUGGUAGGAGUGAUGCUUGGCUCGAUGAUAUUCGGUGGUUUGUCCGAUAAAUUUGGACGUAGACCAAUUUUCUUCCUGUCUUUAGUCAUACAGCUGGUCGGCGGUAUACUAGUCGCGGUUUCACCAGAGUUUAUUUCCUACGUUAUCUUCAGAUUAAUCGUCGGCUCGACCACCAGCGGAGUCUUCUUGGUCGCCUACGUAAUCGCGUUGGAAAUGGUAGGCCCGAAGAAGCGGUUGGUAGCUGGAGUCGGCUGCCAAUUAUUCUUCACGACCGGAUACAUCCUAACUGCUGCCUUUGCCUAUUUUAUUACGGAUUGGAGGAUGUUACAAGUCGCUAUCACCGUACCCAGCGUUGCGUUUCUUCUUUACUGGUGGUUCAUUCCCGAAUCCGCGCGCUGGCUAUUGACGAAAGGUCGCACGCAGGAAGCGAAAGAUUUGCUUCAGCGAGCUUCCCUGGAGAACGGCGUCGACAUGCCGUCCGAAGUCCUCGACACGCUCCUCAAUAACAACAGCGAAGACUCCGUGCCAGAUUACAAAAAGCCGUCGCUGUUCGAUCUUUUUCGGUAUCCUAAUUUAAGGCGGAAGAGCUGUCUGAUAUUCUUCAAUUGGCUCGUAAACAGCGGUACCUACUACGGUUUGUCCUGGCACGUGUCCAAUCUUGGAGGCAACGAUUAUGUUAAUUUCGUGAUCUCCGGUCUGGUAGAAAUACCUGCGUACACGUUUCUAAUAUUCACGUUGAAUCGUUGGGGAAGGAAGCUUAUCUUGUGCGGUUGCAUGCUGAUCUCUGGAAUCGCGAUGCUCGCUAUUUUACUCGUACCCGCCGACGCCUCCUGGCUCGUGGUGUGCCUAGCGAUGAUCGGCAAGCUCACCAUCACGUCGUCCUACGGUGCCAUUUACGUUUUCACCGCCGAGCAGUUUCCCACGGUCAUUCGCAACGUCGGCCUCGGGGCGAGCUCGACUUUCGCUCGGAUCGGUGGAGUGAUCGCUCCGUACGUCAUUCUCUUGUCGAAAAUCUGGAUGCCUCUGCCUUUCCUCAUUUUCGGAUCGUGCGUACUUCUCGGGGGCGCGCUAUCGUUGCUCCUGCCGGAAACGUUGAACAAAAAGCUCCCGGAGUCUAUACAGGACGGGGAAUUAUUCGGAAAAAAACUGUCGAAGAAGGAAAAGCAGAAGCAAUUGGAGAUCGAGCAAUUGAACGAGGUCGACGUGUUAAAGCCGCUGAAGCCACAAGAAAACGGUGUCCACGAGAAGCAGAACGGAUGACGUUGAUCGUUCGUACGGUCAACGGUUACGCUCAAAAUAUAUACUUGAAUCUUGUCCGACUAUAUUCUAGGCACCCUUCGUACACGUACAUACGUAUUAGCGUGCCCAUUGCGAGAUCGCAAUAUCAGAAAGUGAUCUUUCAAGCUGCACGACCAACGACGUAGGUUCUCUACCUUUUCGUCAGACGAAACGCGAAAACCGGGGAAAGCGACGAAGACGAACCUACGGUUGGACUUUCAGUUUGUUUCGAACCCGAUGAAAGUGAGAAGGUAGCGUCCACCUUCUGUUCGCAGCACAGCCUUUGUAAUUAACGCGCACGCAGAUUCUGCCACGAAACAUAUCAUUUACUCUAAUUUUCUGAACGUUGUUCACGCGUUAAGUGACCUUGUACAUUUAUGAAGGCUCGUUCGGGAGGUCCGCAAAAAUAAUUACGAAUAAAACGUGGAUCUGGACCUAAGA
Messenger RNA from Ceratina calcarata, 6577 nucleotides. RefSeq names its product Organic cation transporter (gene Orct). Gene Ontology annotation, molecular function: transmembrane transporter activity. Gene Ontology annotation, biological process: transmembrane transport. Lineage: Eukaryota; Metazoa; Arthropoda; Insecta; Hymenoptera; Apidae. Gene Ontology annotation, cellular component: membrane. The transcript has 11 exons. The coding region runs from base 4409 to 6118 and encodes 569 amino acids. The record is from RefSeq and is a predicted model, not a curated record.